AUGGCGGACUACGAAGGGUAUCUGCUGCUACACGACGCGGGGCGACAGGCGGACCCGCUGUACUUUGAGCUCAAAGGCGGUUUGCUGCAGUUCUAUGACAAGAAGGAGGGACGCUGGAUGGGUCAGUUCUUCCUCACGAGACAUCGCGUAGUGGUGCAACCCGUGGACCACAGCCUCACGCCCAACCGCUUCUGCGUCGAGCUGAGCCCCGUGCGCUCGGUGCACGACACGGACCGCUCGAUUAAGCACUUUCGACGCACGCGGAUCAUUCUGGGCGCGUCGACACCGGAGGUUCAGUACAAGUGGAUGCGAGCGCUCAACACGUGGCAUCGGCGCAAUUGGAGGGACACGACCGUGAUCUCGGCCUUUGACGACGAAGCCAAAGCCCUACGGAUGCUCAUGAUCAUGUACCGUCUGGAGCUCAGGCUGCUGCGGGUGACGGACCUGAUACUGCGCAAGAUGAACAUGAGCCCUCGGUCCAGCAGCGACUUGACGUAUGACGACGCAGUAGGCGCAAAGCACCUGAACACUCCGAUACUAUGGCGCCAAGAGCCCGUGAGGUGA
Hyaloperonospora brassicae is the source of this 564-nucleotide messenger RNA. Lineage: Eukaryota; Oomycota; Peronosporomycetes; Peronosporales; Peronosporaceae. The record is from the annotation of a GenBank genome assembly.